UAGUCUAUGUUAUUAUUAAAAACAAUGACAUUUUACUAAAGCAUUGUAAGAAACAUAUGAUUGAAAUAAUGUCUGAAAGGGGAGACAAUAUUAAUGAAAUCCUAUUGCGGGGUACAAUUCAUUAUUAUUGUCUCAACAAAAUGUUUAGAACUAUGGCAGCCAGUGCUCUAGAAGGGAUAAGAAUGUACCCUGGUGAACAACAAUAUCGUUUCUAUUAUGGAAUUUCACUGGCAUUUGAAGGAGAGCAUAAGGGAACUGGACCAGUGUCAGGCCAGUCGGGAACUACAGAUUGCAUCGCUUUUGGCGCUUAUAUUUGCCCACAGAAAAUGCCAAGUCAUAGAGGUAUUGUCGGGCAGUGAUGAAGACAUUACUUCCAUGAAUCACUCGGCUAUGAAUUAUUUUGACAUCUCAUCCAAAUCCAAUGAUCCGGAAGUGAUUAUAGGAAAAGCCAAAGUGUUGGAGAAGAACAGCUCGUUUAUAGCGGGUGUGGAGCAACUAAAUCAGGCCAUUGUCUUAUAUCCACGAUUCUUACCGGCGUUUAUCGAGAAAAUGAAACUUCAGGCGAGUCUUAAGGAUUGGGAACAAGUGGUGGACACAGCCUUUCGUGCCCUCUCUAUUGAUAAACACUGUUUGGACGCUCAGAGAUACCUCAUAUUACACAGCCUGGCCUGGGAUAACAAUGAAGAAGCCGUCUAUCGGAUGACAGACGCUCAGCGACACUACAAGAAUGCCACUAAAAUGGACGAGAGUAGUAUCGUUGGGCUGACUGGACUACUCCACUGUCAACUCAUUGAAAACCAAAAGGGAGUGGAGGAACAGUUGGAUUCGCUCGAAGAGUUUAAUAAAGCCACAGGAAUGAGCAAAGAAUUGCUAUAUCUGUGCGCUCUCUCCGGUCAAAAGAGAGGCAAAACGAGUCAAGAAAUUCUUAAAUAUUUGGACAAAAUCGUUGAAAUGCAGAAUCAAAUGAUGAAGGGUUUAGCCCUAGGAAUUGAGUAUUACAUCAAAUUAGAACCGGAACUCAUACUCAAUAUAACCAAAAUCUAUCUCCAAUUCUCUCCUAACGAGCCCAUCAUUUUGGGACAGCCUUUACCACCAUCUCUAAGACAAGCAAAAGAUAUUUUGCAGCCAUUAGUGAACGCCUGUCCCACACAGAAAGAGCCGCUAUAUUUGAUGGCAAAAGUGAAAUACUUGAGCGGAGAUAUUCAGGCGGCUAUCAGUCUAUUGCAGAAAUGUCUGGACCAAAAUCCAUCGUUCAGUGACGGACAUCUUCUUAUGGCACAGAUAUCCAUACAUUAUGGCAAUUAUCAGACGGCCUCAAAGAGUCUGGAAGUGGCGCUUAGCCAUGACUUUAAUAAAGAGCCGCUAUAUUUGAUGGCAAAAGUGAAAUACUUGAGCGGAGAUAUUCAGGCGGCUAUCAGUCUAUUGCAGAAAUGUCUGGACCAAAAUCCAUCGUUCAGUGACGGACACCUUCUUAUGGCACAGAUAUCCAUACAUUAUGGCAAUUAUCAGACGGCCUCAAAGAGUCUGGAAGUGGCGCUUAGCCAUGACUUUAAUCUAGAACACGGCGACCAUUUCGUGCGCUCCCGGGAACUCAUGGCUCUCAUGUAUCUCAAGCAUAGGAAAGACCGACGACUAUAUGCCGGCUGUUAUAGAGAGAUAUUGGAUAAAAAGCCGACGACUCAGUCAUUCCUAAUGCUAGGCGACGCUUAUAUGCAUAUUCUGGAGCCCGAGAGAGCCAUUGAAAUCUAUGAACAGGCGCUCAAAAAGAAUCCCAAGGACUGGAUUCUUACCAGAAAAGUUGGACAGGCCUUGAUUAAAACACAUUUCUAUGAAAAGGCUAUGCUAAACCGCGUGGAUAACACCGCAAACUUCUCUAUGUGUGAAUCGCAAACUAUUAUCACAAACGCAUUGGAAAUAUCUCAGACUCAAGAUUUACAAUCACUGGAAUGGGAGGUGAAACUGGUCAACCUAUUAGGACAGGUGCAACUAAACACCGAUAACAAGGAUACGGCGAUCGCUACAUUAAAACGGGCGCAUCAGACAAACCAAAAACUUAUGAGACGAUUGCCUGUCGAACAGCCAGAUCUACUGGCAGAGCAGAAAAAGUUUUCCAUCAGUUUGUGUAAACAAUUGGGAGAACUUAUAUCAAAUCACUUGCGAGACAACAAACAGGCCCUCAAUGUCUAUAAGGAAGCACUCAAUUACGAUGAGGCAAACGCUGAGAUCCUGAUGUUGAUGGCAAAGCUGGAGGCCUCGAACCAGAACUUCGAUAUCGCACACAACUAUUGUGUGGCUAUCCUUAAACACGCGCCCCAUUUGGAUGAACCCGUUCUGAUGAUGGCAGACCUAACAUUCAGACAAAACGACUUCGAGGGAGCACUCAAUCAUUUUAACGAACUAUUGACUAGAAAACCAACAUAUUAUCAGGCAAUGAAUAAACUGAUAGAAACUGCUCGACGUGUCGGUCAGUUAGAUCUCAUUCCUCCCGUUCUCGAAAAGGCUGAAAAGUUUUCCCCACGAACUCAAUUGGACCCUGGUUAUCAUUAUGCCAAAGGACUUUAUGAGUGGUUUACAGGUGAUAAUAACGAAGCACUGAAAAGUUUUAAUAAAGCCCGACAGGACCCAGAAAUAGGUGUUCAAGUAACGUAUCAUAUGAUCGAGAUAUGCAUUAAUCCCGACAAUGAGACCAUAGGAGGUGAAACGUUUGAAACUAUGGUUCAGCUCAGUCCAAUGGAAAAGGAUAGUUACCAAGGCGCUGCCAUCAAGACAGCAGAUUCACUUUUAUCUGACCUGAAAGGCAAAGUUUUGGAUGAUCUGGACUUUCACAUAAUUUGCAACUUUGUAUUAUUGGCCAAAAGGACUAAAAAUGAAGCGGAUUUAGCACUCAAUGAAUUUAUGAAACUAUUAAACGAUGACAGAUAUAGAGAUAAUGUGGCGGCAAUUCUGGGGGUCGCCACAGCUUUCAUGAUUAUAAAGCAAACACCAAAAGCCAGGAAUCACUUGAAAAGAGUGGCUAAAAAUAGUUGGAAUUUUCAAGAAGCGGAAUAUCUGGAGAAAUGUUGGCUCCUGUUGGCUGACAUCUACACCCAAUCGGGUAAAUACGAUAUGGCUAUUGAACUGCUGAAGAAAGUGUUGCUCUAUAAUAAAUCAUGUAUGAAAGCGUAUGAAUACUUGGGUUACAUAAUGGAGAAGGAGCAGAGCUAUAGGGAUGCCGCACAGAAUUACGACCUGGCCUGGAAGUUCACCAAUUGCAAUAACCCCAACAUUGGCUACAAACUGGCCUUCAACUACAUGAAAGCCAAGCGACACGUCGACGCCAUCGACGUCUGCAAAGAGAUUUUGACCAAAUUUCCCGAUUAUCCUAAAGUGAGAAAAGAGAUUCUCGACAAAUGCAGGAAUUCACUCAAAAUGUGA
Oppiella nova is the source of this 3414-nucleotide messenger RNA. The record is from the annotation of a GenBank genome assembly. NCBI's taxonomy places the organism in Eukaryota, Metazoa, Arthropoda, Arachnida, Sarcoptiformes, Oppiidae.